AUGGACGGAGGAAGGGACGGAGGAAGGGACAGAGGCAGGGACGGAGGCAGGGACGGAGGCGGGGACGGAGGCGGGGACGGAGGCGGGGACGGAGGCAGGGACGGAGGCGGGGACGGAGGCGGGGACGGAGGCGGGGACGGAGGCGGGGACGGAGGCGGGGACGGAGGCGGGGACGGAGGCGGGGACGGAGGCGGGGACGGAGGCGGGGACGGAGGCGGGGACGGAGGCGGGGACGGAGGCGGGGACGGAGGCGGGGACGGAGGCGGGAACGGAGGCGGGGACGGAGGCGGGGACGGAGGCGGGGACGGAGGCAGGGGCGGAGGCAGGGACGGAGGGCAGGACGGAGGCAGGGACGGAGGCAGGGACGGAGGGACGGAGGCAGGGACGGAGGCAGGGACGGAGGCAGGGACGGAGGCAGGGACGGAGGCAGGGACGGAGGCAGGGACGGAGGCAGGGACGGAGGCAGGGACGGAGGCAGGGACGGAGGUAGGGAUGGAGGCAGGGAUGGAGGCAGGGACGGCGGAGGGGAUGGAGGAGGAGACAGAUGCAUGGGCGGCGGCAGGGACGGAGGCUGGGACGGAGGCGGGCAAGGAGGCAGAGACGGAGGAGGGGACGGAGGCAGGCAAGGAGGAAGAAAAGGAGGCAGAGACGGAGAAAGGGACGGAGACAGAGACGAACAUGGGCGGAGGGAAUGAAGGGCGGAAAGAGGGAGGAAAAUCCUUAUUUAGAUGGCCUUGCAUGAUGCCUUAA
Messenger RNA from Dreissena polymorpha, 750 nucleotides. RefSeq lists its product as uncharacterized. Bases 1 to 750 code for a protein of 249 amino acids. The record is from RefSeq and is a predicted model, not a curated record. NCBI's taxonomy places the organism in Eukaryota, Metazoa, Mollusca, Bivalvia, Myida, Dreissenidae. The transcript has a single exon.